Hippocampus comes (tiger tail seahorse) is the source of this 1298-nucleotide messenger RNA. It is a transcript of the gene ntsr1, whose product is annotated as neurotensin receptor 1 (high affinity). The coding region runs from base 99 to 1286 and encodes 395 amino acids. The record is from RefSeq and is a predicted model, not a curated record. The transcript has 4 exons. Gene Ontology annotation, biological process: neuropeptide signaling pathway. Gene Ontology annotation, cellular component: plasma membrane. Lineage: Eukaryota; Metazoa; Chordata; Actinopteri; Syngnathiformes; Syngnathidae. Gene Ontology annotation, molecular function: G protein-coupled neurotensin receptor activity.
ACCGCGUCCUCUGAUAUGUGUGUCAACUGUUCUCGGUUAUCGCCUAGUUUCAAGAACAAGCUCAGUUAGAGAUUCUUGCAUGCGCAAAAGGGCGAGACAUGGAUUUCAACUUAACGCACCGCGGCGCCCUGGCGCACAUAUUUUUAUGGAAUCAUUCUCUCUUCUACAAUAGCACCGCCGACCUCGAUCCGGAGGAGAGGGAAGACUUGGAAGUGAACACGGACAUUUAUUCCAAAGUGAUCGUGACCAUCAUCUACCUGCUUCUGUUCGCUGUGGGUUCGUUGGGCAACUCCAUCACCUUGUACACCCUCCUGAGCAAAAAGAGUCUGCAGAACUUGCAGAGCACCGUCCACUACCACCUGGCCAGCCUGGCCGUGUCCGACCUGCUCAUCCUCGUGCUCUCCAUGCCCAUCGAGCUGUACAACUUCAUCUGGUUCCACCACCCGUGGGUGUUCGGGGACGCGGUGUGCCGAGGCUACUACUACCUGCGCGACAGCUGCUCGUACGCCACCGCUUUCAACAUCGCCUCGCUGAGCGUGGAGCGCUACAUGGCCAUCUGCCACCCGUUCAAAGCCAAGAGCAUCAUGUCCCGUAGCCGCACCAAGAAGCUGAUCAGCGGCAUGUGGCUCGCCUCCUUCGCGCUGUCCACGCCGAUGCUUUUCAUCAUGGGCCAGGAGACGCGCCAGGACGAGAACAUCUGCACCGCCACCGUGGCCCCUGUCACCAUGAAGACGGUGCUCCAGGUGAAUGCCUUCUUGUCCUUUGUGGUGCCCAUGGUGGCCAUUUCGGCACUGAACGGGGUCAUCGCCAAUCAUCUGUUGCGAAUGUUCCAUGAGGCCGAGCAAGACAACCGUGUCUGCAUCGUUGGCGGCAAUCCCACCAUGCUCAACGUCUCGGUGGAACCCAAUCGGGCUCAGUCACUUCGCCAUGGGGUUCUUGUUCUGCGAGCGGUGGUUAUAGCCUUCGUGGUCUGCUGGCUGCCUUAUCACGCCCGCCGCCUCAUGUUCUGCUACGUUUCCGACUGGUCCGAUAGCCUGUACGACUUCUACCACUACUUCUACAUGCUGACCAACGUCCUCUUCUACGUCAGCUCGGCCAUCAACCCCGUCCUCUACAACUUAGUUUCGGCCCCCUUCCGCCAGAUCUUCUUCUCCACGCUGCGGCACUUCUGCAUGCCGUGCCAUCACUCCCCCAGGAGACGCCCCGGCCCUCUGACUCGACAUUCUCUCAGCAUCUCCAGCAACCACACUCUCUCCACCAACAUCAUCAAGGAGACCGCCUACUGAUUCCAUUUGAGC